AUGCGCCACAUCCAGGUGGAGAUCCUCGCGCGGGGCGAAGAGAACGGAGUCUUGGCCGCUAGGGGGACCAUCCGCGUCCAGUACAAUGCGCGCAGGAUCUUCGAAAGUCUUUGUGACCCAGAGGAGAACAAGCGGAUCUUCGACAACUGCGCCUCGGUGAACUUCCGUCAGCUCAUCCACGAGGAUCAGGUGAAGAAGACCAGGCUCUUUGAAGUGAGCAAGACUGGACAGUGGAACCUUCUAGGAAUUCCAAUCAACUUUGAGUCCACAGUCUUGGCCAUGGAGGAUUGGAAGAAAUAUGAGAUCAGCUUCAAGCUGAAGAAGCAGGGGGCCAUGAAGCACAUGUCAGGCUUUUGGCGCAUCGUUCCCGUCAGCCAGGACGAGUCCAUUGUCCUCUUUUACAAUGAAGCCGUUCCCUUUAUCCGAAUCCCUUCAAUCUUCAAAGUCUUCGCAGGUCGCCUCAUCCAAGAGAUGGCGGUCUCCCUGCUUGAGGACCUCCGUAGCGCCUCGAAGCGGUGGCAGAAGGAAGAGGCCGAAGGCAUCCGUCACCACUUCAAUGCCAUCGAGCCGGGGUCCACCGAAGCAGCCGAGGAACACUUGCCGCAAGCCAUCGAGAGCUGA
Messenger RNA from Durusdinium trenchii, 621 nucleotides. Lineage: Eukaryota; Dinophyceae; Suessiales; Symbiodiniaceae. The record is from the annotation of a GenBank genome assembly.